AUGAAGCUCAGUGCGUGGCGCGAGGCAGUGUCCUACGGCGCGUACAUGCAGCCAAUUCACCUGCGAGUAGUUGGAUCUGAUGCGGAACACGAGUCUCCAUGCGCAGUCGACAAGAUGUCGUCUCAAUCGUCGCAGAACUCGCACCAGAUGAGUCCGAAGUCAGCAUCAGAGUUUUGUACGGAAACGUCAAGCUCUCCCCAGCCUCUAGAGACGUCAAAUGGACCCAUUGGUACUCAAGAAAUUGCUCAAGAGAUGGCUAAGACAAAGGGCGUUGUAGAGAUACCCCCUUUUACCAGCGAAAUCAUCAGUAACGACGAGCAGAUGGUUCUUAAUGUGGGAGGACCGGUAUGGGCUAUCGAUUGGCUGCCGUCCCUUCCAGCCGCCAAUGCUGAAGCUGUAGCUGCUGCUAUUGCUGAGUCGAAUUUGAAGAAACCAAAACGGCCGUCUGCGGCCAGUCAAGCUGGAUCGAAGAAGGCUUUGAAUGGCAACGAGAAGGAUAAAUCGAGGGUCACAGAGAGCGUCAAUGGAGAGAAGGCGUCAGGUUCUAGUGAUUCUACAGAAGUUGAGGGCGACGAAACGAUGAAGUGGCGAUUUCUCGCGUUGUCGACACAUCCGCCGUGCCUGGUUGAAGAUGGCAAAGUGGUGAAAUCCACGCCGCCAGACCAUUAUUACGACGUGCCGGAAGGCGGACGGAAUUUGAUCCAGAUCUGGGCCGUGCCGGUGCAACGACCUGUGGUUACGAAAGCAGGGAAAUUAUGGAGAACGGAGAUUGAUAAAAAGAAGAUGGUGAAGCCACGGAUAGUGUACGUGAUCGAUCAUGACAGUGGCGUCGCAUGGGACUUGCAGUGGUGUCCACUGGUGAAUAAGUUUCCCAAGUCCGAUCGGCGGAAACACAUCUUGGGCAUUUUGGCAGUGUGUUUUGGUGAUGGAAGUGUGAGAAUAUUCGAGAUCCCUGCGAUUCUGGAAGAGAGAUUACAGCCCAAGCCAGACACAGCAGCAGAUUGUGUUGUAGAAAAGAACGCUCCCAUUGUAGUGGCCACGGUGCCACACAUCAUGCAGUUAAGCGUGCAGUGGUCUCCGCAUUAUUGGAACAUGCUUUUGACGGGCGGCUCUGACGGUUCCGUGUCGCUAUGGAAUAUUUCAAGUGUUGUCCAGAAAAGUGAUUCGAUGGGAAGCGGACACGCCAACAAAGAGCCUUUAGAACCGCAACGACGUUUCCAAGAUGCCGACGCAAUUGGAAAGCAAGAAGCUCUUGACUGGGGCUGUGGUUGGGUAGCGGUCCGCGCUGUUGCGUGGUCACCGUUUGACGAGCAUAUCUUUGCCACCACCGGAAAUGACUCUGUGUUCAAAGUAUGGGAUAUCCGUGAGCCCCGUGCGUGCUUGCGAUCACAUCGAAUACGCUCUACUUGGGGACUUGCGCUCCAAUGGAUGGACCAGACUUCAAUUCAAAUCUCCGGUGAUCAGGGCUCAGUGUACAUGUACGACAUUCUGAGUGGUGGUUAUCAAAAGCUACACUUCCACCCGCAAAUUGAUUCACCUGUGUGGGACUUACAGCUCGCACGGCGCGGUACUGUGCCACUGCUUAUCUCGUCUUGCACAUCUGGCAGCAUCCGAGCUGCACCAGCCAAGAAGUUAUACCGUGCGCCCCAGAAUUGCGUGGAGAUAUGCCGCCUCUCCGGUGAAAAGGAUUCGAGCACUGAGAAGCCGUUCAAGUCGUUAACCGUGUCAUUCGUGAGGCAUACUGUCUUGAGUACUGCCGAUUCCACGGGUCAAAGUACGCGUGAAUUUUGUGAACGGGACGCGGCUCUGCACCGGCUUCGUUUAUCAUCCAGUACUGCAGGCGACUAUCCAUGCUUUCUGGCUGCCGGAGGCCAUGCUGGGCUUGUGAUUUUGUUUGAGCUACAGGAGGUGCUUGACACAUUGGUCACUACGUUCUUUUUUCCCGCUAAGAAGAUCAAUCGAUCCAAGAAGAUAUUUGCGUCAACGGGCAGUCAUCAUGCAGCGAAGAAGGAAGAGGAUGUGGCGGCUGGGGAUGAAACGAACGGGUUGACAGGUUCUGGGCGGAAAACAAGGACGCUUGGGAGUUUUGCCGAGGCUGGAGGUUUACAUGCAGCCUUGGGUAAGUGCAUGAAGAAGCCACUGACGUACAAUGGCAAAGGUAAAGCUAAGGCGAGGUCACGUGCCAAGGUGUCGAAGAAGAAACCAUUUAUUGACGAAGACGAUGAGGUGGAAGCGAAUGAGCUUGACCAAGAGGAGGAGGAGCCCGAGUUCAAAGAAGAAGACGAAGGCGACGACGAGUCUGAGCUGUCUCUUGUAAUGGGCGACAGCUCCGAUGAUGAUCGUAUCAGUGUGUCGGAUGAUGAUGAUGACGAUGAUGCUGCAGAAGAUGUGGAGACGAGUGCAACAAAUGAGGACCCAGAAGACGCUCGGUUGAUGAAAGAGUACCAGCUGAACUUGACAGAGGAGGAUGCCUACUUGCUUGCACUUCAAAUGUCAAGAGCUGAUGCUGCAUCAUCGGCUGGAGGUGUACCAGAGACAAGUGGUGGCACAACAGCCGCGCCGACGUCGCUAACCAGUAACGCUGGUGAAAGUAUCCCUGCCAAUCCGUUAGUACAGGAGAAGCUGCAGUAUACGACGUCGAGUGCAAAAGCUGCUAGGACAGCGAAAGCAAAGACAAAACCAUUAAAGACAGCGGGUAAAACUACAGCUGGGAUGAAGGUUAAACCUGUGCCCCCGAAGUCAGGAAAAGGAAAAAAGCGCGCAAGGCCUGCCAGCUUUACGCUCGAAACGAUGGCAGACCCAAGUGCCGCCAAAGAUGCAAGUGACGCCCAUCUUGCUGCGAACAAGAGUAGCAAAGUACAACUCGAUGGCGACCACGUUGGUAGAGCUUCUUCCCCUUCUGCUUCAGCCUUGACGGCGGAGAACCGGACACUCGUAACUGCGGAUGUCGAAUCGUCCGCAGCACCGGCAAAACCAAGUACGAAGCGGAAACCACCACCGAAAGCGCUUGCAAGAAGCAAAGUCACAAAAGUGAAGAGCAAGAAGGCGAGGCGUUCCGAAGCAACUGACCAGGCAAGAGCCUUGCAAGUGUUUGAAUACCAGUUGGGAGUGUGUGAGAAAGAUGCACUGAAGGAAGCGCUUCGGCUGUCCAUAUUGGAAGACAAGCAUCGCUCUUUGCAUGCGGAACAACUGGCUCCGCAGCUCCCACCUGAAGUGGCCAGCGGAGCAGUACCCACGCCGAUACAAUCCAAAGUAACGCCAGCUACUCCUCGGGCUAAGAAGUCUUCCCAGAAACCACAGAAAAAAGUGAAGGAACUCAACGACAAUGUGGAGUCGGCCGGCAAAGACGCAGACGAAGACGUGCAGCAUCAACGGCCGCAAACUCCACGUCGAUUGCAGUUUUCACCUCUGGACGACAGCAAAAGUAAGAACCGAGCGGACAUUGUAGCAGCUACCAUGGACCAAGGCGCUUCUGUAGCCGUAUCAGGUUCAUCCCAGGUUGAUGCAGCAUCUGCCACCGUCUCGCCGAAGCAGAAGCCAUCGACUACAGGAAGCUCAUUGGCAGUGACAUCAGCAAGUGUGGAAUCGCUCGAACAAAAGCCGUCAGCGAAGUCCUCCCAGGAUGACACGAAGACACCUAACAAGCCGGAAGGUACGAAACAAGCAGGGUCUACACGUGCUGCAGUCUCUACCACCACUCUGGCGGGCAAAGUGUCAGCUAGGCGUUCAAAAAAGAGCACCGGAGCAAGGAUAGCUGGUUCAGCAGCUCAAGAGUGCACAAAAACACCGGCAGCUCCGCGAAGUCGACGACGAAGCCGUACUGCUGCUGCCCCGAGUGAGUUUAUCCCGGAAGGAGGAGAUGCUCUUCUGCUAGCCUUGAAGAUGUCCGAAAUCGAGUACUAG
Messenger RNA from Peronospora matthiolae, 3903 nucleotides. The record is from the annotation of a GenBank genome assembly. Lineage: Eukaryota; Oomycota; Peronosporomycetes; Peronosporales; Peronosporaceae.